This is a messenger RNA of Uloborus diversus, 1752 nucleotides long. RefSeq names its product NAD kinase-like. The coding region runs from base 236 to 1492 and encodes 418 amino acids. Lineage: Eukaryota; Metazoa; Arthropoda; Arachnida; Araneae; Uloboridae. The transcript is spliced from 13 exons. Gene Ontology annotation, biological process: NAD+ metabolic process; NADP+ biosynthetic process. The record is from RefSeq and is a predicted model, not a curated record. Gene Ontology annotation, molecular function: NAD+ kinase activity.
UUAAAAAAUCGGUCGCGAGCUCCCGAAGCGUGUCUAGUUGUUUUAUCUGUGUGUGUGAUUUUUUAAAAAUCGAAAUUGCAGCCGAUUUGUUUAUAAAAUGGUUGAAAGAUUGAAUGAAAUACGUAUCAAUUAUUUUUCAUUUUAAACCACAUUUGCCUGAUGUUUAUUUCCAGCUGUAUGUAAAUAGAGGAAAUAUUCGCUAUUUUAGAAGUUCCAAAUUGAACGAAAAAGCAACAUGGAAACAAUUAAGGACGACAACAACCACGCUAACAAUAAUUUGGAAUCAGGAGACGGCAAAAAAUCCCAGACAUCAAUGUUCAAAGCGAGAAUGAAACCGUUCAGGCGCACAAGGUCUUUAAAUGCCCCGAGUCCUAUAUGCCAGUUCGGACCGUGCGGCCGGAUCAUGAAAAAUUCAGCCAUGGUAAUGACCAUUCAAGAUCCUGCAAGUCAACGGUUGACAUGGAACAAACCACCAUUAACAGUCCUCGUCAUAAAAAAAGUUCACGACUUGUCCGUUAUCCAACCAUUUAUAGAUCUCGUCAAAUGGCUCAUCUACGAGAAACACAUGCUGGUUUUUGUGGAAGCUUCUGUGUUAGAUGAAGACUACUUGCUCCUCAACUCAUCCUAUUCAUCAGUCAAAGAAAAGCUUUGUACCUUCAAGGAAGGAAAAGAUGACCUUACAGAUAAAAUAGAUUUCAUCGUCUGCUUAGGAGGUGAUGGAACAUUGCUUUACGCAUCGUCACUUUUCCAGCAAAGCGUUCCUCCUGUGAUGGCUUUCCAUUUGGGAUCUCUGGGCUUUCUCACACCGUUCGAAUUCGACAACUUUGAAGAGCAAGUCACAAAUGUGCUAGAAGGCCAUGCAGCCCUAACUUUGCGAAGUCGUCUUCGGUGCAUCAUUGUGAGAAAUGAAAUAGGAGAGAAAAGCAAUAAACCACAUACAAGUUUCCUGGUUCUCAACGAAGUCGUCGUCGACAGGGGACCCUCACCUUACCUGUCUAACAUCGACUUGUACUUGGAUGGCAAACACGUCACUACAGUUCAAGGCGAUGGUCUCAUCGUGUCGACUCCGACGGGCAGCACGGCGUACGCAGUGGCAGCCGGGGCCUCGAUGAUUCAUCCCAGCGUGCCGGCCAUCAUGAUCACCCCCAUCUGUCCACAUUCGCUGUCUUUCCGUCCGAUCGUCGUUCCCGCUGGUGUGGAACUCAAGAUCAUGGUGUCGCCAGAAUCUCGAAACUUAGCUUGGGUUUCUUUCGAUGGUAGGAAGCGACAGGAACUUCGUCAUGGAGACAGCCUCCGCGUGACGACGUCCGUCUAUCCCAUUCCGUCCAUCUGCGCCCAGGACCAGAUCAGCGACUGGUUCGACAGUCUGGCCGAGUGCCUGCACUGGAAUGUGCGCAAGAAGCAGAGGCAACUGGACGAAUACUCGGACCUUGUCCACUCUUCUUCGUCGGACUCCAUAGAUUCCAGGAACCUCGAACAUCUGGACGCAUGAAGGGGAAACAAGCAUUGCGCUGCAGAAAUUAUAGAAGAUGCACCCCAAAACAGGUGUUUUCCAAAACUCAAGUCGUCCUGAAAAUGAACCUAGAAUGUAAUUUAAAAAUUGUAAUACCUUGCUGAAUAAGUAGACAAAGUGAAAUAUUCAUAAUUUUCAAAUCAUGUACAGAGAACUAAACGGUACUAUUUUUUAAAUUUUAUCAUCACAGUAGCAUUUUGUGAUAUUUAUAUUUUUUAACAAUCGACGUAAGCAUUUUA